AUGACCUCGUGGCUGGACUCACUGCCAUCGGCAGCGGAGGCGGAUGAGGCCAGGCCCUCUUGUGCACGGACGUACUUCAGCGAGUAUGCCAAGGUGGCGCCAGCUCAUGGGCGCUCGCGAGCUGGAAGUACCGGCAGCAGAGGAAGUAAUACCAGCAAGCCAUCCCAGCAAGGCUACCGGCGGUGGCAAUCGGCUCAGGCGGGCGUUUGCCCCUGCUGCGGCCGCGCGCGCGAGACACCCGAGCCACGUGGGAGCCGGACGGAUCUUAGUGAGGCGUCCACAGCCUUGCCGAGCUCCCGGGCAGCGGCGGAUGAGAGCCUGUCCAGUGCUGAGUUGACCUCCUCGUUGGUGCGAGACUGGACGGAGCCCGACACCGUGCGCGCCCAUCGCAGAGUGGUGAGGGAACGCCAGAAGCGUGGAACCCUGGCACGCCCCAGCGGCCGUACAGCGCGCUCAAAGUCGACUCGCCGUUCGCUUGAGGUGGACUUCUGCAAAGCCGUAAAGCUUCCAACCGCCACGACACCUGCGCCGCCGGAGACGACAGUGGCUGAGGAUCAGCCCUGCUCGCGGGAGAGCAAGGGCGCGGAGCCUGCGACGCCGUUGAAACCUCAAGUGGACGUGGCGGAAAACGUCGAGCCACCGCCCUCUGAUACUGGCAAGAACAAAGGCAAGGGCAAGGGCAAGUCGAAGCCAUUGCCGCCACCGCCACCGCCGGGUGCUGCGCCGCGGAGCACACGGAAAGUGGCGAAGCCUUAUGCCAGGCGGCUGGACUGGCGGGCCUUGGCCGCUGAGAAGCUCAAGGACACUGUGUUUCAUGGCCUCGCCGAGACGGGAUCCGUGAACCUCGUGGAUGCCCGCCGACUGGAGAACUGCUUCGGACACCAGACCAACAGCGCGACAGAAAAGCCAUCAUCAACACCUCAGGAGGUGGAGCUCUUCUCGCACCGGCGAGCCCAGAACAUGCUCAUCGCAUUCCGACGCCGGCCGCUUACUGCCGAGGUGCUCCGGGCCUUGCGCGACUUCGCGUUCGAAGCGCUGAGCUUGGAGACCUUGGAGGUCUUGGUGGGGGCUAUGCCUUCACAGGAUGAAGAAAAGCAGCUCUUGGCCUUCCAGGGCGACCCGGGACAGCUGCGCGACGCCGAACGGCAGCUGCUUCCUCUCGCAAGGCUGCCUUUCCCCCCGGCGCGGUUGCGCAUGAAGCUGGGUUUGCUUCAGCGCACCCUCACCGCCUCGGUUGAAGCUUUGAACCGGCGCCUUGGCGACAUCCGGGGCGCUUGCGUCGCACUGUCCAGGAGCCGAGCCUUGCGUCGAGCACUGGUCCAUGUGCUCUUCCUUGGGAACGCCUUGAACCAUGGCUUGGUACAUGGUGCCUCGUCGCAGCUUUCUGUACGAGGCUUCUCCAUCGAAGUUCUUCCUCGGCUGGUACUGCUUCGAGCUACGCAGAACACGCGCAUCACCCUGCUGCAUGUCUUGGUCUCCCAGCUGCAAGCCGAGAAUGCGCAGCUUCCAGAGAACCUGAUCGAGGAUUUGUCGCCGGUGCGCCGGGCCGUCUCUGCUCCACUCGCCCAGCUGGCUCACGAGGUCGCCGCUUUCGCUGCCGAGGCCGCGGAUGCGCGCAAGGGCCUCCGCGAAGCGUUCCCGGGGCUGGAGGCGCCAGAGACCUUCUUCAUCGGAGACGACGAGGGCCCUCAGGAAGUUGGAGCGGACAUAGACGAGGAUGAGGAGUUGCGCGGCCCACAACCACCGGAGACCCCUCUCCAGCGCAGGCAGACUAUCAGACAGAUCCUCGAUCACAUCUACACCAAAGUAGCACACAAGGCGCCCCCGCCUCUGAUGACCUUGGCGGACACAGCCUCAGCAGCUGCUGCUGAGCUCCAGGCUUCCCUGGCUGCCACUCGUGACAAGGCCGCUGCGAUGCUGGGAUUCUUCGCCUUCGGCGAUGCGGGUGGUGGAGCAGCGGACAGUCCCUUUGGAUCUUCCUCUCCGCAAGUUGUGAAUGUCACGGACGCCAAGUGCGCAGAGUUCUUCCAGAUCAUGCAAAGCUUUCUGGAUGCCUUUGAGACUUGCGUGGCAGAGUCGAUGGUCUCUGGACCAUGA
This is a messenger RNA of Symbiodinium sp. CCMP2592, 2097 nucleotides long. The record is from the annotation of a GenBank genome assembly. Lineage: Eukaryota; Dinophyceae; Suessiales; Symbiodiniaceae.